Suricata suricatta (meerkat) is the source of this 4267-nucleotide messenger RNA. RefSeq names its product ribonucleoprotein, PTB binding 2 (gene RAVER2). NCBI's taxonomy places the organism in Eukaryota, Metazoa, Chordata, Mammalia, Carnivora, Herpestidae. Gene Ontology annotation, molecular function: RNA binding. Bases 1 to 2442 code for a protein of 813 amino acids. The transcript is spliced from 16 exons. The record is from RefSeq and is a predicted model, not a curated record.
AUGGAACGGGAGCAGCCAAGGUGCUUUGUGGGAUCGCUUUAUAACGUUGCAGAUGCAACCAUCCUGGCUUUUUACAUUUUAGUAAUUUACGAAAGGGACCGAAAAUCUGAAGUUUUAUUUUUCAUCGUCAACUCAAACUUCUUUGCGAAAUCUGCACAUCUUGAGCGCGAAAGGAAGGUUAAGGUCCGGAAGCCUGCAGGGCACCUCCCCAGGUUUGGGGAGCCCGAUCUGGCGUCUGCAACCACCGAGCCUCCCCAGCUCGGGAGUUUUGAGGAGAGCCCGGGGACGGCUGGGUGUCACGUGGAGGGGCAGCGCGGGGGACGGCGCCUAGGGUUCGAGAACCUCCCCAGCCCCCACCCGGGAAGCUGCCGCUGGGGGGUCGCGUCCCCAGAGCCCAAGCCUGGGGCGUUCACUACCGCCUCGCGGGGAGCGGAGCCCGCCCGCCCGCGGCGCACAGGUGUCCGCGAGGACCCUGUCCCGGGCCCCGCGCCCAGCGCGCUGCACCCCGAGGAGGUCGCCGCGCGGCUGCAGCGGAUGCGCCGGGAGCUGAGCAACCGCAGGAAAAUCCUGGUGAAAAACCUGCCCCAAGACAGCAACUGCCAGGAGGUUCAUGAUUUAUUACAAGACUAUGAGUUAAAGUAUUGUUAUGUGGACAGAAAUAAGCGAACAGCUUUUGUUACCUUACUGAAUGGGGAACAAGCCCGGAAUGCGAUUCAGAUGUUUCAUCAAUAUUCUUUUCGAGGAAAGGAUUUAAUUGUUCAGCUCCAGCCAACAGAUGCUUUGCUGUGUAUUACCAACUUACCCACUUCUUUGACAUUAGAAGAGUUUGAAGAACUUGUUCGUGCUUAUGGAAAUAUCGAGAGAUGUUUUCUAGUCUACAGUGAGAUUACUGGCCGUUCCAAAGGCUAUGGAUUUGUGGAAUACAUGAAAAAGGACUUUGCUGCAAAGGCUAGAUUGGAGUUACUGGGUAAACAAUUGGGAGCAUCAGCUCUGUUUGCACAAUGGAUGGAUGUUAAUCUAUUGGCCGCAGAGCUAAUUCAUUCUAAGUGCCUUUGUAUUGAUAAACUCCCUAGUGACUACAGGGAUUCAGAAGAGCUGUUGCAAUUUUUUUCCAGUAUACAUAAACCUGUGUUUUGCCAGCUUGCACAGGAUGAAGGUAGUUACGUUGGCGGCUUUGCAGUGGUGGAAUAUAACACUGCAGAGCACGCCGAAGAGGUUCAGCAAGCCGCUGACGGGAUGACCAUCAAGGGAAGCAAAGUCCAAGUUUCCUUCUGUGCCCCGGGAGCGCCUGGGCGGAGCACAUUGGCAGCAUUGAUAGCAGCUCAACGUGUGAUGCACAGUAAUCAAAAAGGCUUACUUCCAGAGCCGAAUCCUGUACAGAUUAUGAAAAGUUUAAACAACCCUGCCCUGUUACAAGUCCUUCUACAACCCCAGCUCUGUGGGCGAGCCAUGAAGCCAGCAGUUCUUGGAACACCUCACAGCUUGCCACAUCUGAUGAAUCCAUCCAUCUCUCCUGCAUUUUUACAUCUGAAUAAAGCACAUCAGAAUCUUUCUCAUGUACCAUUGGCACAGCAGCAAUUAAUGAAGUAUGAGAAUAUUCCUACUAAUAAUAAACCGGGCUUACUUGGAGAGCCCCCAGCCAUGGUGCUUCAGAGCGCGGUCGGGAUGGGGGCAGCACUCCCUUUGAAAACAGAGUUGGGUCAUCAUGGAGAAGCACAUAAAACGUCUAGUCUGAUUCCAAUGCAAACAACUGUAACAGCUGGACUGGGCAUGUUACCGUUCUUUCCCAGUCAGCACACUGCUGGACCAGCGGGGCCAGCGCACGGGAAUGCUCAGGAGAAACAGCCAGCCUCGGUGGGGAAGGCAGAAGGAAACUUCUCAGGGUCACAGGCUUUUCUUCAGAGCUUUCCAAACCUUACCGCGGGAGGCUUGCUGACCGGACACCAUAAGCAACAGCAAAGUCAAGCAAGAGGCUCGGAGAUAAGUUCAGGGGCUGCUUCUAAGAAUCAGACUUCACUAUUGGGAGAACCACCAAAAGAAAUACGGCUCAGUAAAAAUCCAUACUUGAACCUGGCAAGUGUGUUGCCCAGUGUGUGCUUAUCAUCCCCUGCAAGUAAAACCACUCUACAGAAGACUGGAAUUGCAAGCCACAUUCUGGAUGCCAUCUCUCAGGGAAAUGACUCACAACACACGUUGGAAAAGUGCAUUUCUUAUUCUCAACCUUUUGGUGAUUAUGCACAGAUUUUCUCUCUCUCUGUUGAAGUUUUGAGUUCAUCCACUCUUCUCUCAAGUCUGGCGUCAUCUUUAAGAAGCGAAAAGCGAGGCUCCUCCUAUCUCGUCUCUGCCCCAGAAGGCAGUUCCGCGGGAUUUGUUGACCAGCAUUCCCAGGGCCCAGGAGCGUAUUACAUGGAAACAUACUUAAAGAAGAAGCGGGUAUACUAAGUUCCCUCUUUAGAGUCUCCUGAGGUUUUUUGCAGUAUCUCUGCGGUUCAUCGCUGCCUUAACUACAUUCAAACUAGCCAUAUCCUUUAAAUACGGGUUUCUAAUUUCCCAGAAGGAAAUGUAUAGUGCAGCAAGCAGAAUUGCCAAAUAAAAAUUAAGUAGCAAUAAGACCAUUGAGGACAGGUUCCAUUAGAAUUAGAUGCAUCUUAAUGUGAUAUUAACUUACAGUCCAUUGGAAAUUUAACAAUGUUCCAGUAUUCCUUGUUUAGGACUGGGAAUAAUUUUGACACCAUAUAUAGACGUGUGAAGCAAUAAAUGGGAGACAGUCUUGUUUCCUGAGCCUUAGAAGAAUGAGUUUCUUAUAUGCCAGUGUGCAUUUCAAUUGGGUAUCCCUAGAAAUAACUCAUUUAGAGAUUUUUUAGGACUUUUUCCUAGAACUACAAGAGGGCAAGUACAAAAUGCAUGGGUGGUAAUGUUCUAAAGAGGCUCUACAUGCAAGCUAAAUACUUACCCCCACUCCAGUAUAAAACCAGAGCGACGUCCAAGUUAUGCACAACUGCAGAUGCUUCACUUUUACGUACCAUUUAUACCUUUUGUGAAGGACAAGGUAUUUUUUAAAGCAGCUUUGGUGAAGUGAUUUCAGGGGUUGGCAGAUGACACCCUGGGGUCGAGUCCAUCAUCCCUGUUUUUAUAUUGUCUGCAAGCUGAGUAAUGUUUCUAUUUUUAAGUGAAGUAGAAAAGAUUUGAAUUCUGUGAAACUCAAAUUUCAGUGUCAUUAUAAAAUUCUAUUGAAAUACAAACCUGUUCAUUCAUUUACAUACCGUCUGUGGCUACUUUUGUGCUCUGACAGAGAUCAGAUGGUCUGCAAAGCCCAAAAUAUUCUCUGGCCCUUUCUUGGGGAGAGUGUGCUGACCCCUGAUCUAAUAGCACGAAUUUUCUAAUCCUUUAACUUGUGCAACAGACUUGUAAGCGGCCAGCAGUGUAGGUUUCUGCAUCUGAUUUCAUGGCAUAAACUAGUGUGAUCUAAUUGCCAGAACAAGGUCUGUUUUGAUUCUUAGAUGCCCUAUCUCCACACUGUAAACAGUCAGUACUGCUCUUUCCGAAGUACUACGGAGGACGAGUGCAGCAGUCCUGAGCUAGCAAGUUAUACGUCACUUUCUGCUUUGCCUCUUACUCUUACCAGCUGUUAAUUUACUUCUGUAAGAAUUGUGUUUAUUGCAUAUAUAACUUUUGACAUCACCAAGUUUGUUCCUUGUUAGUAGACUCAUUGAAGACAUGGAGUUUAAGAGUCUCAGUCUUUUUGAAAUCAGAUAAUAGUAAUUUGGGCAGGAGAUGUGGUUAUGACUAUAUGAGGUUUAAAACUGGUACAUACAUUGAUUAACUUCCAUUUGAAAAUUACAGGUAAAAAAUCGUCUAGGAAGUAAGCUGCCUCUAAGUAACUGGUCAGGGUUGUUAUUACUCAGCAGAUGAAUAAUGGUUUCUCCCCAGUCUGCACUUCUUCCCAUCUCCUACUGCAUUAAGCAUCUUCAGGGCUUAGUCACACCUCUCCGAUAGCACAGACAUAAAUCAGAGCUGCAGAAUGAAAGCAGGAACAGGCUGAAGGCACUAAGAGAUUGUGGACUGGAGCACGUGUGGCUCUGCCAUCUGGACUGGCCUGUGCGCUGUCCUCACUACACAGAACAGCUAAGUGGCGUUUGUUUGUAAUAAGGACCAUUACCAAACUCCCCCACCCCCUGCAAAGUCUCUACUGUUAUUUUUCUAUGUAAACAAAUUGUCUGAAUGCUUUGAAAGUGAAAUCUUAAUAUUAAAAGGCAUAUGCAUGUGA